AUGUUACCUAAAGUUGCCACCCACAUUCUCCACAGCACAACUCGUGCUGCCGCGGCAGUUCAGAACCAAACCCACGCCAUCAGAAAUGUUCUGCAGCUGCAGUCUUCGGGACCUUCUUCGGGUUCAGGUUCAAGUUGGGGAAAUGGGCCAGGACCUGGAGGUGCAAAAUACAACGCAGGGAGUCGUUUUCACCCCGGCUACAACGGAGCAGGUCGUGCGGUGACGCAGGCCAAUGUAAUGACCUCUCAAGAUGGCACUUUCACACAGUCAGACGACACGGAGGAGUUUACAUCUCGUCGUUCUAUCCUACGCACUCCGAAGCGCCCGCGUAUACGGAGCUCGAGCGUGUCCCUGAGUCUCGCAGGUCGUCGUGAACGCGGUGAGAAGCUUGGUGUACUGAAGACUGUUCAGCUGCAUGCUCGUUCUCGCCAUGCCUUUGGCACGAGCGCAACAGCUGGUGCAGAGUAUGAGGCACAGGUUCCCACUACUGAUCUUGCAGAAAAAUCUGUUCGAUCUCCACUUGUGCGUCGGAACUCCGUUUCGAGUGAAGUCUCAAGACCCUCUUCCCCCGUCGGCUCAGUCCGUCGUCUUUCAAUAUCUGUGCAAAACGACAGUAAGGCAGAAGCCGCUGUUGCAGACCUUCCUACUCCACCUCUUACUCCCGAGCGCCUGUCAACGGAUCCUGCUACUCCUCAGACUGUCUUACCACCGCAGGCGAACCCCCCUACACAACAGGAUAUUGUUUACAAGCUGACCCAAGUAUCUACAACCAAGGAUGCACUCCUCGCAGCAGAUCUCGUCCGCGAGUUUAUCCAGACGACAAAAGAUCCAACGACCUCGGAUUUCAACGCCGCUCUUCUUGCAUUGAUUGCAACGCGUCCAGAAGGGGAACCCUUGAAUGUUGUCGUCGAAACCUACAAUGCAAUGCUCCUGCGAUCCUUGUCACCCAAUAUCAAGACAUAUGCACUUCUCAUUGAAGCUUUAACCCAGAGAGAUGACGAAGUGCGACGCAUGUCGGUCUCGCUGGAAGCUAGGUUGCAGCGCAUCGAGUUCAGCGGUUCCACUGAACGCAGCAAUGGAAUAUGGGAGAAGGAGAGAUUAGAAAGCCUCCGCGCUGAGAGCAACUUUUCCCAGGCCAUGGCGCUUUUUGAGGCUGUCCUCUCCACCCAGAAAAAUGCACAGCUUGAUUUGGUUCAUUAUGCCAACCUUAUCCGAUCAUGCUCCUACCACAAUAGCGUCGAAGGGGCCAUUCAUGUCUUCGAGCAACUAGAGCGUCGUAAAGACAUUCUUCCGGAUGUUAGAACGUACCGAUAUAUGCUGCAGGUCUUCACAAACGCUGGUAACUACCAAGGCGCAGAGGAAAUUUUCAAAGAUUUCCUUCAGGCCGGUAAGGAAGAACGGCUCGCUUGGAAUUCUUCCCAUCGACCUUUGACAGGGCAUCAGUCCGAAACUUUGCAAAUUUGGAAUCAGAUGAUCGAGUCGUAUUUCCGUGCUGACCUUCCCGAAAAGGCUGUAGGAAUCCUAGAUGACAUGCUUGCCACCACUGCUGGGUCAAGCUUCGGGCCCGGCGACACCCCUCCCCCAGCUUCAUCGACAUAUACAACUAUCCUAAGUGGAUUCUGCCUCACGGGACAAGUGCAGACAGCGCUUAAUUGGUUCGACAGGUUACUUGCUAUGGGUGUUUAUGUCCAAAGACCUUUCGAAGCUUAUUGCGGAGGGCCCAUCAAGCCCGACCAAGUCGCUUGGGGGGUCAUGCUUGAUGCUCUAGCAAAGGCUGGUAUGGUGGACGAUUUUAACCGGUUGUUCAAAAUCAUGCUGCAGGAUGCGAAGACGGAUGGUAUAAUAGUCCGCCGAAUCGACAGAACUUUCUUGUUUUCCGUAAACAUGGCCCACAUCAAGGAAUGGGACGACGCGAAAGCCGCAGAGGUUUUGGAUUUCCUCGCUAUCAAUGUGAUCUCUCCCGAUAUGUGGCAGCAUCGGAGACGCCAGAUGUUGGCUGGAAUCUGCGAGGAAUAUGUUGCGAGAGGGUUGUACCAAUCGGCAGUCACUCUCUUUGGUCAGCUGUACACUCAACAGCUGGAAUUCCUCCAAAAGGCUGACCGUGCCGGGGCUGUGGGCGUGGUUUCCGAGCUCCAAAAUUUGCUCGUCAGCCUUUCGAACCAAGUCUAUAGCACUCUCACGCUUCGACAGGAUCAUCUCCCUUUCGUCGCCUCCCUAGAGCUUUUGCGGCUAACGUUUAACCUCGAACUCAAAGUAUCCGCUGAUCACGCCCCUUACAUCCUCCACUCGUUUGGACACGCCAAGCAAACUUCCCAACUUCCGGACGACAUCAAUACACAAGAUUGGGCUAUUCUUUUGAAUUGCGCCGUUCAUGCUGAGACUUUGGCCCAGCAAGGUCAAGAGGUCACCAUCCCCAAUUAUGCCUUCACUGGUCUUGCUUCCCUCUUGACUGACGUUGCGCAACGUGAUGUGGCAUUCGAAUCCUUCGACGAGAAUGUUCGUUUGUGCACGAUGAAGCUGUUAUCCGCCCAACUUGGCCAUGAGGAGUGCAAAUCCUUGUUUACUUCAUUGGGACCUUCUUACGCCGAAGCCCUGCAGGGCUUCGAGACAAUUCGGUAUCAGGCUCUGGAAGAAGCUUUGAACAUUGCCCCGCCUCCUCUGCAGGAACCCGAAACGCAGAUGACCAAGGACUACGGCAGGCUCAAUGUCAAUACGUCGUUAAACCGCACCGUUGAGACGGCGCUGCGCGAUACCAAAUAUUCCCCAGCCCAACGCGCGUCAACAGCCUAUGACCUUCUCAUGGCCGGAGUUGAACGGGGACUUGUGACUUUGCCUCAGACAACAGGGAAGCUCAUACAAUCUCAUGGCAGGUUGAACGAGCUCGACAAAGUCCAGGAGCUCUAUACCGUUGCCCAAGCUUGCCUGAUGUCCAUGGAGCAUCUCAAGGACCACCGUGAUGCGGGCUGGAUUGCGAUCGAAGAUAGUAUGAUCAUCGCUUUCGCGCAUGCUGGUAAUUUGGACGCAGCCCACAUCCAUCGUUCGAGAAUUUUGGACUUCGGCGCAGCACCCUCUGCUGACGCCUACGGAGCCCUGAUUCUUUAUGUGAAGGACACUACGGACGACGCGUCCAAUGCAUUGAGACUCUUCAAUGAGUCCCAGAAGCUCGGCGUCCGCCCUAAUAUUUACCUCUACAACAACAUCAUCUCAAAACUGUCAAAGGCGCGCAAGGCAGACCACUCUUUGGAGCUAUUCCAGCAGAUGAAGGAGAGCGGGGUACGUCCAUCUUCCAUCACGUACGGUGCUGUUAUUGGUGCUUGUGCCAGGGUUGGUGACGUUCACUCUGCUGAGACAUUGUUCACGGAGAUGGUUCAAGCUCCUGGAUUCAGCCCACGUGUCCCACCGUACAAUACGAUGAUGCAGCUCUACACGACGACGAAGCCCAGCCGGGAGCGCUCUCUCUACUUUUACAAUGAACUUCUCCGGGCAGGCAUUGCCCCAACAGCUCACACGUACAAGCUACUCCUCGACACAUAUGGUACGCUUGAACCAGUAGACAUCCCAGCGAUGGAAGGCGUCUUCAAACAACUUUGCGAUGAUCCACGAGUGCAGAUCCUUGGUCAGCACUUUGGCUCACUGAUCAACGCGUAUGGUUGUGUUCAGAGGGAUCUCGAUAAGGCCAUUGAAGUCUUUGACUCAAUACCCUCAUACGGCCCAACACUCGCCGAUGCAGUUGUAUUUGAGGCCCUUAUCAACGCUCUCGUGGCCCACCGCCGGACCGAACUCAUGCCAGAGUACAUCUCCAAGAUGACGGCUGCGGGUGUGCAUAUGACGGCGUACAUUGCGAACUUUUUGAUUAAAGGUUACGCUAACGUUGGCGACAUGGAGCAAGCGAGAAUGAUCUUUGAAUCGCUGACGGAUCCGGCCACCGGGGUUGCUGCUCCCAAUAACCAUGCUCCACAUAAUCCAUCUGAUGCACCUAUUGUCAGUCCGACGGAACCUGUGUAUCGUGAGCCCUCGACAUGGGAGGUCAUGGUUCGUGCUGAGCUAGGUGCCGGAAACCGGGAUAAAGCUACUGACCUUCUUGAACGCCUUAGAGCUAGACAAUACCCUGAAGCGGUUUACAAUCGGAUAAGCGGCGUAAUGGUGGACCAUUCCCAGAUUCUGCAUUAA
Laccaria bicolor S238N-H82 is the source of this 4170-nucleotide messenger RNA. RefSeq lists its product as uncharacterized. Gene Ontology annotation, molecular function: protein binding. The transcript is spliced from 5 exons. The coding region runs from base 1 to 4170 and encodes 1389 amino acids. NCBI's taxonomy places the organism in Eukaryota, Fungi, Basidiomycota, Agaricomycetes, Agaricales, Hydnangiaceae. The record is from RefSeq and is a predicted model, not a curated record.